GCUGAAAGUAACGACGGUUGAACCCGAAGGACGUGUGUGUGUGUGUUGUGUGUGUGUGUGUGUGUGUGUGUGUGUGUGUGUGUGUGUGUGUGUGUGUGUGUACUAACCCGGAGGCAGCACACUGAGGACGAGGAGCAAACAUUUGAGGGACACUGAGCUGCACGACCAAUAGACACACAGAGGGGUUUGGAGGAUGAGCGGAGACGGGAUGGAGGCGCAGGGGGGUGCAAGGAGGAUGCUCCGGUUCCAGCGGCCGCACGCGUCAGUGCCCCAGUUCACCAACUCCCCAACCAUGAUCGUGAUGGUGGGACUCCCAGCCAGAGGGAAAACCUACAUCUCUAAGAAGCUCACCAGAUACCUGAACUGGAUCGGAGUGACCACUAAAGUGUUCAACGUCGGGCAGUACAGAAGAGAUGCCACACGUUCCUACAACAGCUUUGAGUUCUUCAGACCUGACAACACAGAGGCCAUGAAGAUACGCAAGGCGUGUGCCGUUGCUGCCCUGAAAGAUGUGUGUGACUACUUCACCAGAGAGCUGGGCCAGGUCGUGGUUUUUGAUGCCACCAACACCACUGCCGAGCGCAGAGAGAUCAUCCUCAGCUUUGCCAAAGAAAAUGGCUACAAGGUUUUCUUUGUGGAGUCUAUAUGUGAUGAUCCAGAAAUCAUUGCUCAGAACAUUAAACAAGUAAAGCUGAGCAGUCCGGACUAUGUGGACUGUGACAAAGAGGAGGCGGUGGCCGACUUUCUGAAGAGGAUCGAAUGUUACAAGCUAACCUACAUCCCUCUGGACGACAACAGGGACAGAAACUUGUCGUACAUUAAGAUCUUUAACGUGGGCAGCAGGUACCUGGUGAACCGGGUCCAGGACCACAUCCAGAGUCGGAUUGUCUACUACCUGAUGAACAUCCAUGUCACCCCAAGAUCCAUCUUCUUGUGUCGCCACGGAGAGAGCGAGCUCAACCUUGUGGGUCGUAUCGGGGGAGACUCGGGGCUUUCACCUCGUGGGGCAAAGUUUGGCAGUUCUUUGGGCACCUACAUGCGUGGUCAGUGCAUCAACGACCUGAAGGUUUGGACGAGCCACAUGAAGAGGACAAUCCAGACCGCCGAGGCUCUGGGAGUCCCGUACGAACAGUGGAAGGCCCUGAACGAGAUCGACGCUGGUGUGUGUGAGGACAUGACGUACGAGGAGAUUCAGAAGAAUUACCCGGAGGAGUUUGCACUGAGGGACCAGGACAAGUAUCGCUACCGCUACCCCAAAGGAGAGUCCUACGAGGACCUGGUCCAGCGUCUGGAGCCAGUCAUCAUGGAGUUGGAGCGACAGGAAAACGUUCUGGUCAUCUGUCACCAGGCGGUGAUGAGAUGUCUGCUCGCCUACUUCCUGGACAAAACUGCUCAUGAGCUGCCAUACCUGAAGUGUCCUCUGCACACCGUCCUCAAACUCACACCGGUUGCCUACGGAUGUAAAGUGGAGUCUGUCUUCCUCAACAUCGAAGCUGUCAACACACACAGAGACAAACCUGUGAACGUUGACGUGGACAGAGAGCCGGAGGAGGCGUUGGAGACGGUCCCUGAACACAUCUAGAGGAAAAACGGCCAGCUUGUUUCAUGGAUCGCGUCCUUUUUUAAUUUAAGUAAUCAAAGUGUUCGUCGUGAUGUCUGAAACAGACAUUUCUUUUCCAUCGUAAAGCUCUUAAUGGAGCCAAAUGUCUGAGACACGAAGAAGACGAAUGAACUGCUGAACAAUGAACACAUGACCAGCGUCACUGUUUAUUCUUUCUUUCUUCAUCCCCUCAUUCUUCUGCACCUCCUCUCUUGUUCUUUAACUAGACCUGUCAGUCUGAGCCGCACUGUGUUAUCGUGUCUCCACAUUCACACAGAUACAUCAUGAAAUCAUAAUCAGAGACAAUCUAGUCUCCACAGUACUGUGGAGGAACGUCUGGCUGCACCACAGAUGCAUUCUGGGAUAGGAAAAACCUUCUGGGUUGUUUACAUUUCUUUAAACCA
This is a messenger RNA of Perca flavescens (yellow perch), 2004 nucleotides long. Its product is annotated as 6-phosphofructo-2-kinase/fructose-2,6-bisphosphatase. The record is from RefSeq and is a predicted model, not a curated record. NCBI's taxonomy places the organism in Eukaryota, Metazoa, Chordata, Actinopteri, Perciformes, Percidae. Gene Ontology annotation, biological process: fructose metabolic process; fructose 2,6-bisphosphate metabolic process. The transcript is spliced from 14 exons. Gene Ontology annotation, cellular component: 6-phosphofructo-2-kinase/fructose-2,6-biphosphatase complex; cytosol. Gene Ontology annotation, molecular function: fructose-2,6-bisphosphate 2-phosphatase activity; 6-phosphofructo-2-kinase activity; ATP binding. The coding region runs from base 194 to 1582 and encodes 462 amino acids.